UAACAAGUAAUGGUUUUGACUCGUGUUGGUCGGUGAGGAGCAGGAGGAAGCGAUGGUCUUCCCGCUGCCAUGGCUCAGCUUUUUGCGGCGGCAGCUACAGCCGGUGGGAAGGAGAAUCGGCCACAAAGGCAUCACCGACGCCUGAGAGAUCCGCGCCGGCCCUCUUGAGACUCCCGUGUGGGCAGUGAACUUCCGAAACGCUGAAGCUGGCGAGCCAGGGCCCCGAGUUAGGACCCCCUCCUGGGCUGCGGAGCGCGGCUCCCCAGAGCCUUGCCCCGACUCAGCAGAAGAGGAUGAAGAAACGCAAGGAGUUGAACGCGCUCAUAGGCCUUGGCGGUGGAAACGGCGACCGGGGAAGCGGAAGCGGCGGAGGCGGCCGGCGCAAAAAGAAGCACCCCAGGAAAGGCUCUGCCUCGGGUCAUCGGCUGCUCCGCACCGAGUCUGCCGAGAGUAGCACCAGCAGCUCCUCAGAUCCGGAUUACGGAGACGGAUUCGGGCUACCAGGCGCCCGCGCCCGCUUUUCUAAGAGUGACUACCUACGAUGCUGCAAACUCUGCUACCCGUUAUGUGCUUUUGUCAUCCUGGCUGCUUGUGUGGUGGCAUGUGUUGGAUUGGUGUGGAUGCAAGUUGCUCUCAAAGAAGACCUGGAUGGAUUAAAAGAAAGAUUUCGAACCAUGGAAUCUAAUCAAAAAACCUCAUUCCAAGAAAUUCCUAGAAUGACUGAAGACCUCCUUAACAAAGAAAAGGAAUUGGAAAAGAUUAAGAAUGGAGAUUUGGGGAUAAACAAAAUAUGGGUAAACAUCACUGAAAUAAGCAAACAGAUAUCUUUGUUGAUGUUGGCAGUAAAUCAUCUCAAAACAAAUAUUAAAUCUGCUUCUGAUUUGAUUAAUCUUCCUGGUACAGUAGAAGAGCUUCAGAAAAGUGUUGCUACUAUAGGUAGCACGGUAACUAGUGUUCAUCAUGAUGUUGAGACCAUGCAAGCAGCAAUUGAAGAGCACAAGAGAACUCUAGAAACUCUCCAGAAAGAAAUAAAUGAACACACAGAAGAUGUUGGACAAAAACAUUUACCUUCCUUUUCCUCCUCUUCUGUCCCUCAGAUAAAUGAAAAGAAUAUGACAGACAGUUGUAAACAGGAUAACCAAUAUCUACAUAUUUCUAUAGAGGAGAUAAACUCUACCAUAAUGUUACAUCAGAAAUUGAAUGAUUUAAAAUUUUUCAAUCUGGAUUCCACAGUCACCAAUUUAAGCCGUAGAGUUACUUCAUUAGAAAAUCAUAUGUUCGUUGUGAAUAAACUGGAAAAUCGAAAGAACCUUACCUUUGGUAUGGUGGGUAACCUAACUACCUCGGUAAAUAUGGAAAGUGAAUCAAGAAAUGAAACUACUGCUGAAAAAGUACAAAAUAUGGAGAAAAUAGAAAAUGGAGAAUCUCAGGUAUCCAAACUAAGAGAGAAGCUGCAGUUGAUUAAUGCUCUGUCAAGCAAGUCAGAUAGUGACCGAUCUGAAGCACUUAAAGUAGAAAAUUCACAGAGCAUCGCAUCAGAGCCUACAAAACUUCCAAGAAUUUCUUCAAGAUCACUUGGCAAUAAUUUUGAGGGAAGUCGACACCCAAGGAGCUUGUCCUUACCUGGGAUAUCCAACAUAGAAGAUCUUCAGAAUUUAUUCAGGACUUCUAGCCAAGGCACUAAUGGCAAGCUAUCAUAUGAGGACCUGGAAAAUUUGGUUGGAUCUACAGUGCAUGUUCCACAGAGUUUUAAGGAAUUUGAUGAAGAUGGAGAUGAAAAAUACUCUAUAUCAGAACUGAAAGUGGCACUGGGUCUAUAGUAUCUACUUAUAAACACAAUAUUGAAAAACUACAGUAGCAAUUAAAAAAAACACCAAUUGGAUAAGUAAAAGCUACUUCUAGCACUUUUCCAAAUGAUAUGCUAAUCCUUGAAAUUAAUUUAGUGUAUCAAUUGACACUUUUUAAAUUUUCUGUUCUUUGGAAAAAUAGUGAAAAGCUUUUAUAUUUUUAUCUGUUGUAACAUAAGAGAUAUUGACCCCUGAAAGUUUUCACAGCUCUGAGGCCCUGAUCCAGGGGUAAAUAGCCAUGCCUAAGUCUGUUUAUGCAAAUGGGGCCUAUUAAUAGCAAAUACAUUAUUGCAUUGGUUUCAAUUCCCAUUUUAUUUUUCCUGGAUCAUGGCUCAAGGAUUCCAUUGCAUUGUAUUGAAUAGUUGUAAUGAAAAUGGUACUUGCACCUUAUGACUAAGAAUUUUAGCUCAGAGUUUUUAUUUCCCUUAUAAGGGAAGAUCGUCUUCAAGUUGAAAUGUGUGUAUAUAUUGACAAACAUGACUUUUAUAUUUCAGAUUUGCCUUAAAUUAGUUGCACUUUAGAAUAAAACAUAAAAAUCUGAUUUGCAGGAUGGAAUUUUUCCAUUUGUAAAUAUUUAAAGUAGAAUAACCUAUACACAUUUGGGUCAACUUGGCAUUGAAAGUAAUCAAUAUUCCAGUUUGUAUUAAGUAGAAGUUGGCAACAGAAAACAUUUCUUCCUCCUAGGAAUUACACUUGUAUGCCACUCCUUUCCUAUAGUUGCCUGUGAAUCACUGGAGAGUUUUCUGCUAUUCAAGGACUAACAGUCACGCCAGACUCUAAAGAAGACUUCAGUUCUUUAAAUUGAGAUAAAAGACCUUCUGAGAAACAGGUUGUAAGAAUAAUGAUUUCUUCUGCUUUUAAAUUGACCACAGAUUCAGUUGUUAUUUUCAAUUACAACCAUUUUAGGAAGAGGGAUUCUUCCUGCAAUGUAGACUAAAUAUUUACUUUAGCAUUUUCCCAUUAUAUUGGUUGAUAUUUUAUUUAAUUAAUCUCCAAUAAAAAGUGGAGAUUAAAAGUGGUGUUAAUGGUUAUUGUAGUGAAUAUCAGUAAUUCUGAUACUCUCGACAGAAUGAGAUGAACAGGACCAAAUUACAUGUUGUAUUAGGUACAUAUUUGCAUUUUCACUCAAUAGUUUGCUGUUUUGACAUUAAUUCCAGUGUGAGGUUCAGAUGGAUUAGAAUUGUGGCGUGAACAUGGGGUGGAUGGGGUGUUGCAGUUUUCUCCAUACUAUAGGUAAAUCUCCUGCCUUUUAAGUUGCAGUUUGCAUCUUAAGGCAGAUAGCAUUUGAGAAAGAUUUUCACUGGGAGCACAACUUCUUCCUACGUACUGUGGUCUAUCAAGAUUAGUAAGCUUUUGCCUUAUUAAAAAAAGACAUCUUUGUGAAUGUGAAGUCACUUUGGGUCAUGUGGCUUGAGCUGUAACUUUGGAAAUUCUAAGUAUUUUAAGCUGCUGUGUUUUUUGUU
Candoia aspera is the source of this 3310-nucleotide messenger RNA. RefSeq names its product EF-hand calcium binding domain 14 (gene EFCAB14). Lineage: Eukaryota; Metazoa; Chordata; Lepidosauria; Squamata; Candoiidae. The record is from RefSeq and is a predicted model, not a curated record. The transcript has 11 exons. The coding region runs from base 294 to 1820 and encodes 508 amino acids.